Messenger RNA from Trichoplusia ni (cabbage looper), 12198 nucleotides. Its product is annotated as cAMP-dependent protein kinase catalytic subunit alpha-like. Lineage: Eukaryota; Metazoa; Arthropoda; Insecta; Lepidoptera; Noctuidae. Gene Ontology annotation, molecular function: cAMP-dependent protein kinase activity; ATP binding. Gene Ontology annotation, biological process: peptidyl-serine phosphorylation. Gene Ontology annotation, cellular component: cAMP-dependent protein kinase complex; nucleus. The record is from RefSeq and is a predicted model, not a curated record. The transcript has a single exon. Bases 8804 to 9910 code for a protein of 368 amino acids.
UUCAACUUUAUUGAUAAUAUUUCUAUAGUUCGUUAUCGGAAAACGUCUCGGGGAAACCAUAGGGGGAUUACAACUUCAAAGAAAAAUGAAACUAAAUACUCGCAGUCCAGAAUUUGUAAAGCUUAGGGGGACUGCAGCCAUAUUAUAUUUUCGUAAUACGUUUUACGGUCACCAAGUGCCCAUGAAAGUUUGCCGGUAUAAUGAUUUAGGGUGAAACACAAGUAUAAUAAAUAUAAGUUAUAGGAUAGUUAUGUCGUUAAGCCACGAAAAUAGAACGAAACCAUAAUUCUUCAGAGGUCGUUAAAAGAAAUAUUGUUUGGCCGGUAACUUUAUUGAUUAUUAAAUAUAACACGGUGAUAAGACAGCUACAAUUUUCAAUUAACGAAAAGUUAUUUCUGUUAUAAUUCUUAAAUUAUCAGGUGUAUUGAAUGCCAGCGGCUACAGCGCAAUGCCAAAAUAAUUAAUUUAUUUGAGUAUAGAAUUUAGAGAAGCCUUUUCAUACCUAAUUAAGAUUAGCCUACCUAAUUAGACUACUAUUAUCUUAUACACAUCAUUAUCUAAAUAAAAACUUUAUCAAGGUAUGAAAUAAAACAAACAAUUUCUAAGCUACAUAAACUGGUUAGGUUCGUUGACACAAAACUGCGACAGACUGCGGUUGAUAGCAACCACAGACAAGACUAGGGAUGAGAACUGAUUAUUAUAUAAUCAUGCAGUUUCAUACUUCUGUAUAACUACUGUGUUAUUUGAGAGGAAUAUCUUUAAUGUUAACUGUAACGGUGAUGACCAAUGGCUCUAUAUUUUAUAUAAAUUAGAUACAACAAAUAAGGACUGACUUAAUGACUAUUAAGUGAUAAGUUAUUAACAAGCAGUAAUCUAAGUACGUCUCCUUCGUGUAAUAAUUGUAUAGAUAUUGUUUACAAAGUGUGUAUAUGAUAUGUAAAUAGAAUUUUUGUUUUCAAUCUACUUCGACACGUAGGAGAAAGGAGAGAAAUGAGUGUCACCAAAACAAGUUCAUUGAAAACCGUCACAGUUUGUAUUUCGAAACAUUUUUAUAGCGGGUUCUAUUAGGUACUAUGUUGGAUAAAAGUAACAACGUAAUAAAAUAACAACUACAAAUAACUAGUUUACUCACAAAUUCAUGAUCUACCACUUCGACAUCAUUUUGAAUGGGUGGUGCAUGUUCUUUAACAUUAAUCGAAACGUAUUAAUAAAGAUUAAAUAACUAUAAAGAAGGGUUUAAUAGGUUAAAAAAUGCAAACCUGAUAACAUAAUUUAUUGGUUGAUACUCAAGAUAUUCAACAUUUUAAUAUGGAUGCUUACUUUACCACAGAACAUUCUCAAAAUUAUGGCAGCAUCGUAGUACAGAAAAAAAUACAAUUAGGAGUGUAAAGCAUGUGGAGUAAAGUUAAAAGCACCUGACAAACUAUUGAAAACGUUACUUAACUAGAUACCAGCCACGUGACCAAGUUUCAAUAUCUUCAUUGACGGUAUAAAACCUAAUUGCUUAAAAUUGUUAUGCCUCGUUCCUAAUUCUAUGUGUCAAUCGAUUAUAGGGGUCGAUAAGGAAGCGCCAGCAAAACUAAUCGAUUUGAACUAAGAUAAUGACAACAAUUCAAUUCCGCUCUAUGGGCGCAACUAACGUAAUCUAAUCCAAGUCGUUACGUACGUAUCAUAGAGAUGCUUGAACUCGAUUCAUAUGAUUUAUUUAACGGUCUCAACUGUUGUUAACUUGUGACUGACAGUUAUAGUGACAGCUGGAUAAAUAAAAAACAUCUGUUACACAAGUCAAGUGGGGCAGGAGUUUAUCUCGAAACGUUUAACAUCAGAAGCUUUUACAAAAACAUGUCUGCUAAAUAUUGUGCUGUGACAUUUUCCAUUAAGCCUUUUUGCUAGGUUUAAUCCCAAGUUUUUGCUAAAAGGGUGCGUUUGUAACAGCCGGGUUACGCCCCAACGAAUGACAAAUUGCUAUACACGGGCUUUUGAGCAGUCGCCGAAUGCGAGUGAAAAUAAUUUAUGUUCACCAAAAAACAAGAGGGAAUAAUUACCCGGCAACUAUAAAGCAACAAUUAAAGCUUUGUAAAAUAUUAUGAAAGUGCAAAACAGCGGGGGUCAUUGUAUUCUUCUUUUUGCGUAUACAUGCAAAUGUUGUUCAUUUUCUUUCGCGUCCGAAUCUAAUUUUUUAAACCAAAAAUUUGCUCUUACACAGUCUGAUGCGAAUAUUCGCAUAUUUUUACAUAACUGUGUUUCUGAUAACGAUUUUAUUCUAGUAAUUUGUCUAAACAUGACUUUUAUGCGAAGGUGUGUUAUUCUUGGUAUGUAUGACAAUAUAAACUGUGUUGUUGAUACUAAUAUAUAGAUAAUCUAUAUAAACAUUUCAUAUCUGCUGUUGAAUCACACAACGCCUCAAAAAAUGUGUGUCAACAAUCAAUGGGCCGAGACUGCACCAAAACUGGUUUCUCCACAGCUUCGUGAGAACUGUCCAAUAUAUUUUGUUUAACUUUUUCUUCUCAAUGAUUUAAGCUGUUUCCUGUAGCAACAUUGCGUCAAUUAGGUACAUUAGCAUCUUCCCAAUAAUUGGAUGAUGGGUAUAAGAGGAAGCCAUAUAUAAUGCCGUUUUUCUAGUGCAUAAUUUUAAAUAUAAGUAGCUUAAAAACUUGCAGGUCUAUGCCCGUAUGACUUAACUUUCUUAUAGUAAAAUAAGUAAAAAGUAUGUUGCAUAACUGUCAAUAAAACAAAAUGAUAGUAACCGUCUAAUUAGUCACAUAAAUGAGAGCCUGUAGUCUGUAGAACAUUAUACAAUAAGUCUGUUAAUAUUAUCACUAAUGAUACCGUGUUAAAACGACCUAAUUUUUUCGAAUACUGAUAAUACGCCCUGGCAAUAUACUUAAUGGAAACACUCUAGGGAAUAGGAAAACGUAGUUUUAUAAAAGUAGGUCGUCUUUACAUUGAUAUAUUAGAAAUGUUUUCAUUUGAUAAAUAAACCAUUCGUAUUUUGGAACUUAACACAGUUGAAGUAUUCUCUAGAGGCGACUUGUCAAGUAGUCUGUAACAAAUAUGAGUAUAUAAUGUAUUAUUUCUAUUUAAUAGAAGUGUAUCCUUGCCUGUGAGUAAUAAAUAAAUCUAUUUAUAGACAUAAGCCGCAAACAACCUUUAUAACUAAGUAGACAAGUUACGUUGGUGUAUAAAAUUACAAAUGAACAACUGUGAGGAUAUUAUGGACGUUCCAGAUAAAAGGUUCUUUAUUUCCAUUCUGGAUAAUGGAAACACUAAAACCUUAGCUAAAAAUAAGGAACAUAAUUAGUUGUAUAUUAUAUUUGCUUACAAAAAAAAAUAAGAAAAGUUCUGAAGUAAUCUCUCUGUGCAUGAAAAGUAGCUAAUCUUUUUGAAGAAACAAAACGUAUUGAUUAAUUAAAAUCUUUUCUUUUACAACGUAAACAACAGAGCGGCUUUCAAAUGAAUCUUUCAACACAAGACAAGAAAGACGAAGUUCAUCAAGGCUUGUUCCUAUGUAAAGCCUUAGAAUAAAAGCUUCUUUCGUUCCUGACAGACAGCGUAGGCGGUGACAAAAGGAGGUCUUCUAAGCAUUAAUGACUAGAGGCAGGCCUUUGAACAAUGAACAUGACACUAACUACUUGAGACUUGAUGAAAGUUUGAGCUGUCGACUCCUUGCUAUUCGUAAUUAUAAUCCUGCGCCGACGUUCGGGAGCUGUUAACGUCAAAGAUAAUAAGUUUUGAUGAGGUCGUGAAAUUAUUAUGAAGCGUGCGUGAACUGAAAUAACUGACGCACUUGUUAGGUUAUUGAGUUCUGGAGAAAUUAAUUAGCUUAUGGUUAAACAAAUAAGCCAUAGUUCAAGAAUAACAAUGGAAUUGAAAAAUGGCGUGCCACAAAAGAAUAUUUAAGUCUCUCACGCAAUUAAUUAGAACACCAGCUAAUCUCGGACAAAUAGCAAUACAUUAACGUUUGCAGACACAUAAAUCUAAUUCAAUUGAGGCCAGCAUUAAAUAAAUGCGAGGACAACACUCGAGUCCUGGUAUUCGGUGAUUAUAUCCUAGAGUUUCCGGCGGCUGUCAUAAAUACAACGUGUUCGUUACAAGACUUAUGAGUCACGGCACUGAGCUCAAAAGUUACGAUCCAGUGGACGCAGUACUUGCUCUUACGAUUAUAACCAGCUCAGAUGAUGUUAUGUAAACACUAGCUAACACUCAUGUUGAAAUUGAUAUCUAAUAAUAAAGAGGCUAUAUAAAUAAACAGAGCUUUCAAUAAUACACUAUAUUAUGUACCUAUGUAGUAAAGUUAUUUGUUUUAAAGUAACGCUUUGCCAAGGUUCGACAUAAUUAUACGUUUAACACUGACUCCUUAUGUUGUAAGUACUGCUGUAUCUGUUUUAAUAUCCUUUGCAAAUAUAACGUAGACAUUGUAUUUUUUGCGGUUGAGUAUAUUUAUAGAGCGGAAUUGGGUGCUCUGUGAUAUUUACACAGGACCGAGCCAUUUGACCCCGAGACCUUUAAAGAAACUGAAAGAGAGUCAUAGCAUUCGACACUAUGUUACGUCACUGGUUGGUUAUUUAUAAUUCAAAAUACUGUUGAGCCAUAAAAAAGAACACUGACGAGAUACUUUGUCUUUAGCCUCCUUGAAAAAAAACACUGAAAUCAAUAAACUUCUUUAUCAAAGAAACUAAGAAUUCCAUUGUUUAAAUAAAAUACGAUGUAGUCGUAGCACUCGUGGCUAAAAUGUGCAUACUUAUUGAAUUGUAUGAUGAACUAACUAUGAAUCAUCUUCCUCAUUCAUGUGAACAUCUGCAGAACUACUAUUCAAUAUUAUACUUUACAUAGCCAAGUUUAAUAACAUCUUGAGACAUUGAAAUUGAAUUGUGUUAAGUAUGCAGGUUCAAUGACCAAAACAUUAUCAACAUUACAAAAUCUUACUACGCGUAAAAAACAAAAAAAAAAUAUGUUGCGUAUUACCAGGCUAUAAUUAAUCACUAAUGCGUUAGAUGAGCAUUUAAUAAGCGUAAAAUAUCACGUAGAGCGGACUAAUCGAGCGACAUCAAAGGCCUCAAGGCAGUUUAUAUAGAAAAUAAUAAAAAUAAAUUCAAGCAAAAGUAUACAUAUGUAGUUCCAGGUGAUGUAAUCGAGUUUUGACGAGACUUUGUAACUGGAACACAAACAUCAGCCACUACAGAUCAAAAUUACACUUUAUUGACGGAUACUGACAAGAUGUUUAUGAUCAAAAGCUUUCCACGAAGCGCGAGUCGAGUGCGACGUGUACCAAAUAACCAGGUACUGCGUUAGUUAAUGUCAUGACGAGAGAUUUAGGAUGAAAGCAUAUAUUUAUAAGCACUGUGGUAAUUAUUAUUAUAGGAGAAGCAAAAACUUUCGUUCACAUCGUAAAUGCCAGAAAUUGUUUCAAUGUUUAUUUUGGAAAUGAACUGGGAUUUUCGUUAAUGAUAUGAAAGAAAACAACUAAUAAUAACAAGUUACUAACGCAGGUCGGUUAUAAAAGAGCGGUAAUCACCGACCCGACUCUACCAACACAGGACAUUUGAGUAAGGGCAAAUGUCGUCGACUCGGGACGGGGUAUAUUUUUGUACAAAAGGUAAGCUAUUUCCAUGUGACGAUGGAAGGGCUGUCAGCUAAAGGCCAUUAGGUAAUGUGGCACAACACAACGACCGUGAACUUUUGGCUGACAGUGUAAAUGACAGAGGUUGGCUGAGAAUAGCGCAGCGAAAAAUAUUCAGAGAAAUUGAAACUCGAAGCACGUGUGUGGACAUAAUACUGAUUAAACGUAUACUCAAUAUACGAGUGAGCUAUCUACGGUGAACAUUAACGAUGGUAGUGACUUCCAGGUAGACAUUAUCUCAGGUAAACAUUGAUCCAUGUCAACUGAUACCCCCGAUAAUGUCGAAACCUUUUAGUCACUAACAUUGUCAAACCAUAUUCGUUUACGUAACCAAAAAUAUACGUAGUAUCCCAAUAGAAAACGAUAGAAACAACAUGAUCUGAAUAACAAAAAGUCAGAUCAUUGCACCGAAGGUCGUAUCAUUAUUCCAGUUUAACGAUCACGAAUGACUUGCCAUCAUAUUCAAUUCCAGAUUUCACAACUUGGCUCGGAUCGUCGAUUUGUAGACGCCUGAGUUAAUACGUAUAUUAUUAUUUACGUUCUAGUACAGAAAUACCUCGAGUUUUUUUUAUUUACUUUCACUGUUUACGUACGUAUAUCGGUUUUAAACACAAAACAUGUGCGAAAUUAGCAAGCGAUGAAUAUUUAGCAAACUGGUUGGCACCGAAUUGCUGGGAACGAGUUUACAGUCUAGUUUUUACGUUGGUGUAUGUCCUCGAAAAAUAACCGUCAUUACCACGUGGUAUUAUGGAACGAGCCUGGUUUCGCUAUCUAACGUGCCUUUUCCUGUAGUCCUUACAAUGCCGGAUACCAAAAAUGGAAAAAAAAUAAACAAAAAUAUCUCCUUAAAUUUCCGUUGACUUCUUUUUUGUAGCUAUUUUCUUCAUCCUGCCGCCUACAAAAAUAUCAGCUACUAUCUUGAUGACAAAUAACUUCUCGUCACGACUUUAUUUUGGUCACAAUAAUAGUUGCUUGGCCUAGAGAACAAUCCUAACUAAUUGAGACCUAUCUAGUGCCACUUAAAGCCGUUUGCGUACACUUAGCGACACUUGGUGUAGCAAAAUAUAUUGCAUAGAUUGAAUGUCUGGUGAGGUGCCAAUUUACUGAUACAUGCGCUGCGGACUGCGGGCCUCCGCAACCUUGACCGGCGACCGAGUCGUAUAAAUCUCAACCAGCUCUCAAAGGUUUGGCUAUCACUAUUGCAACAAUACCAAAAUGGUCAGCCUAUUUUUUAUCGGUUUAUUUAAUCAAAGUACAAAGAACUUUAGAUUUAUGUCUAUUGUGUCACGUAAUCGAAAUAAGGAAAACACGUUUGAGUUCGUAAUUUGCAUUUCACCUUUCAAGCUACUGAAUAGACACCAUGUAAGGUUUCACAUAGCUAAUACUGUGUCUGAUAGUUUCCGGCGAUAAACUUCAUUCGUAAUUGCUAAACUAGUAAAAAAAUAGUAAUUCAAAUUGAUCACGUACAGCAAUCAGUGCGAGCCUUGGCCUUGGUAGCAAUCAUGAUUAUAACACACAUCCUAUCGUAACUGAGGUUAAAUUACAUCAUAGUAGAGUCAUCCAGCGUAACACUAUUAAACACCCAAGAAUAUAACAGUUCGAAUGAAAAACUUAUUUUGGUGUUAAUUUUGGUUCCGGAGCAAACAGUCUUAACCAACGGUUGAAGCCAUUAAUCGAAAGCUUACUCGCAAUGACUUGAUGUGGCAAUCGAACGCUUUACCCGUUAACAUGUACUGCUAUAGUAUGAAGUGACAACGGUGUAGAUUGAAUAACAAAUCACUCGAACAAUGCAAAUGAGAUGACCCAACAUGAACAAGAAUGCUUGCUACCUAGUAGUACAGUUAAUUAAUGAACCAAUGUUAUUUAAGAUGCACCUGUGGCAUAGGCAGUUGACAGAACCAAUACAAGAAUAGAAGUCUGAACUGCUUUUUUUAUUGUUUUCUUGAGAACACUUAUCUGGACAACAGUUGAGCUUUUUAAUUACAUCUGAAGCAAAAUUUGUCAACAAGCGUUCAUUUACUGUCACGACCCAUUAUGAUUCAUUCAAUUACGAUUUUUGUUACCAUGUACAAUGCUGGUCUGUAAAUCAAAAUUAGGAUACAGAAACCGCACAUCAGUAGUUUCUACAAAUUACUACUAAUGAGGGAUCCUCUGUGUCCAGUAUAUGGUACUUAUUUAAUGUCAUUCUAAAGGUGAUUAAUGGCGAAGAAACUCGUACAGUACGAACUCGUACACAAAGGGCGCACGAAAUUGGUACUAAUUAGUUUCCUCCCUUACCGGUUUGGCUUAAAGAACAUUUCGGAAAAUAUUCUUCAACAUUAUCUGAUGGAGAAUCACGUAUUCUAAGAAUGUGGAUCGGAUGUACCGCGACUACAACAGCAGUCAUAAUUCGAAAUAUGCGUCAUACUUGUAAAAAUGGAGUGUAGUAUACUCAUACGAUCGAGUACGCUUCGUUUGAUAACGGUAUUAUAACGAACCAUAGAUUUUAUUGCGAUAGUCAUGUCGCAUUUCAACCUUAAUGAUGCAUAAUAAGAACUAAUUUUAGUAUAACAAUUGCAAAAGAAAGCGAUAAGAGUGAGUGUCAGUAACGGUGUGACGGCGACCUAAGUACUUUAUAAUCUUCCAGACGAAAAUAGGUAUAUUAGGUAAACCUGUAACAAGUCUAGACCACUAGUCGUUGGAUAAUUAGGCAAGUACUGCUGUGUAAUACCAUAUAAUGCGAUUAGGAGUCGAAAGGUUGGAAGCAUGAUGUUGGUUUCAGAAACCUUUUAGGUGUGGGCGAAUGGCACCUAUUUAAGGAAAAAAUUACCGAAAUCUGUGUAGUAUUGUCAAGUUUUGCAGCAAUGCACGUUACACGUGCCGUCUGAUCAAUACGCCGGUCGGGACGGCGACCGGCUGUCGGCGGCAUGGCGUGUCACCCCUAAACACAGCUGAUUCCACCUAUUCCCCUCAGUCAGUUCGUUCACCCUUCGUCCCGCACCUCUUCCACCCUCCCAAACUUUCGAUCUCGUUAAAACAUAAACAUAUCCUCGGUACCCGGCGAAAUUCAGAUAGGAAAUUACAAAUUUCCUGGCAAUACAAACGCCGGUUUUCGUCAUAAUUAUUUAUGAAAAAAUACGAUCGCGAUGGUUAUGGUGAAAAUAGUUUAUCAUAUCUCAAACGUAAAUUAAUUACUAAGGAAAAAUGUAUUCGCGUAAAGGUGCUGGACCCUCAAAGGAUUCUUCUUACAGAACUGAUACUGAAGUCCACGAUGGAUACACAGAACAACAGCAACAACAGUACACUAAAUACCUGAAGAAGUUAAAAAAUGAUUUCGAUGAGACCUGGUGCAAGAGAGCAAAACUAAACAUGGAUUUCACUGAACUGGAGCGAAUCAAAACCCUAGGUACAGGAGCUUUUGGCAGGGUAGUGUUAUUAAAGCAUUCGAAAAGUUACAAAUUAUACGCAAUGAAGGUAUUAGAAAAAGAAAAGAUAGUGAAAAUGAAACAGGUUGAACAUACGCUCUACGAAAAGCGCAUUCUAGAAGCAAUCAGGUUCCCAUUCACAGUUUGCAUGGAAUUCAGUUUCAAGGACAACAGUUGUAUCUAUUUUAUUAUGCCAUUCGUACCAGGCGGUGAAAUGUUCACCCAUCUACGGCGAAUGGGUAAGUUCGAAGAGCCACUAGCGAAAUUUUAUGCAAGUCAAGUAAUUUUAGCCUUGGAGUACCUGCAUUUUUGUAACCUAGUUUACCGCGACCUAAAGCCAGAAAACAUUUUGAUUGAUAAAUCAGGGUACCUGAAAAUAACAGAUUUUGGAUUUUGUAAGAUAUUGCAAGGUAGAACAUGGACUUUGUGUGGAACGCCGGAAUACUUGGCUCCGGAACUUAUUUUAAGCAAAGGUUACGGGUUUUCGGUAGACUGGUGGUCGUUUGGUGUUUUGCUUUUCGAAAUGAAUGCUGGCUACCCACCUUUCUAUGCUAAUGAUCCUAUGAAGACAUAUGAGAAAAUCGUAAGUGGAAAAUACAGGUGCCCAUCGAGUUUUAACAGUGACUUAAGAGAUCUAAUACGUAACAUUCUCCAAGUCGACAUAAGCCAUCGCUACGGUGUAAUGAAAAAUGGGGUGAUGGAUUACAAAAAUCACAAGUGGUUUAAGGGCAUCGAAUGGGAAUCAAUACUAAACUGUCGAACGCAGCCACCAUUCGUUCCAAAAUACAGGGGACCGGGCGAUACUACGAACUUCGACCGAUAUGAAGAGGAAACUAUAACACCAGCUUCGCACUGCUUAUUUGAAGCAGAGUUUUACGAUUUUUAGUUUCUAAAAAUUAAGUUAUGUGAUCCAUUGUCCCAACAUUAAAUAAGAAUUAUUUGAACAAUAUUCAGACUGUAUUUUUAUUCAUAACGCAUGGUUGUGUGAUAGUUAUUUUUAAUAGUUAUUUAAAAAGGCACAUCCUGACCCAUAAUCUUGUAUCACAUUUGUUCGUUUUGUUGAAAGACGAUUUGAAUUCAUAAUGGGGCACGUGUGAGGGCCCCUCGUGACAUGCGCCCGCGCAGCGCCAGAGAACAGUAAUAACAGCAGGCAAAAGGGCACGCGACGCAUCUAUAUUGAAUUUUCGUGACAAGUUUCGAGUGAGUAUUGUGUAGGGGGACACUUAUAAAAUGCAUUGAUCGUGGCGGUUACAAAACAAGGCACGUUGUAAGACUAUUGUAAAAAUGACGAGAACAACAGCGGCCGAGUUGUGUUGUUCAUCCAACGCAUAAUAUGCUUAAAUUCGUACAUUAACAUUAUUCUUACUGCCUGACAAAAGUCAUAACUGUUCUAUUCUAGUUAAUGUAAGACAAUCGCGUUCAAAAUAUUUCGGGAACAAUAAGAUAUAAACAGAAUAUCUGCACAUGUACAGUAUAGUCAGAACACAUGUCCGGCAUAUUCUGAAAGAGUCGGCUGAAUAGAUAUAGUAUGUGACCUGAAUUUGUGCCAGAACUCUGCCAAGAUUAGCAUGACUGAUGCUGUUAUAGCAACGUAUUUUGACUUUCAUUACAUUCUUCAAUGGAAUAUUUUAGCAAUACGUUAGACAGUGAAGUGUGCAAUUUGCAUACCUACCUUAUAAAUAAAUGUUAUACUAAUUCAAACAAAGUACCUACUUAAUCACUUUUGUGAAUGACUUGUUAUCUAAUAUAUUACAAUUUUACAGUUGAUUCAUACAAAAUCCCAUCUAAAUGCAUAAUCAUAUAAGAAAACUGCAAUUUAUUAUCAUACGUCACAAUAAACAACUAAUGUUUCUCCUGUACUGGUACUGCAUUUGCACAAAAUAUUUAAAAUGAUAAUGUUAAAAACUUCCAAACAAAAAUUUACUUAGUUAACAUAUAUAUUAUAUGAUGUAGCAAGAAUUUCGUCGAAAGUCAAGACAAAGCACACACAAAGCUCAUUUAUCUGCAAAAUAAGUUCUAAACCUGCAUUUAACCCAACGACUUGCAGCUAUUACUCAAUAGCGUUGGCAAAUCGAAGCUCCAAGAAUUACGCACUUACAAUUUUAUGGUACGACACCUCAUAGGGACAAUGGCUUGAAACAAUAGCUUUUCUCCGUGUGAUGGUGGCAAGGGACCAGUGCAACCGACCGGAAAGUGAAGGAAGCGCGGUUCCGUCUCACGAAGAGGACGUGACGUCAGAAAAUAGCCAAGGUUUACCUCUUAAAGGGUUGAUGAUUCACUUAUUAGCAUAGCGAACGUUGCUUGGUAAGACAAAGGUGUAUUAUAUUUUGAGGUUAAUAACGUCAUACUAUUUUCAUUGUCAUUGCUAUGCUUGUGUAAGCAAUUUGGGUAAUCUGGGCAAAUAACACUUUAGUUGUAAACUAUUAUUAGAUAUGUAUGUAUAACGGUUAUGCUUUUAUCAAAAACUGGUAUAACCAAUGAUAUUGCCAAGUUUUAUUCAUGCAAAGGUUCUUGUUCUGAACUCUUCAAAUUAUAUUAUUACGUAAAUAAUUUGAAGAGUUUAGAGUUUAAGUUUAGUGCAGUGCUAAGGUUCAUUGUUAAGUCAUAAGUAAAACGUCAUAUAACUGUUAGUUCUGUACAAAAUGGCCUAAAGUUAACGUCUUUUUAGGUCGAGAAACUGGUGAAUAGGCAUUAUUUUAACAAGAGUACCCCCAUUUAUAUUAUACGAAGCCUUUAGAGGUUGUAGACAAAAGCUCCGAAAGUUCAGCCAAGCCUCCUUCGUAUUCACAAUGGUGGUUCUUACAUAACCAUUGCCUAACAAAAGCCUAGGUUCUACGAUACAAUGUAGUGUUAUCUGAUUUAGACGCGAAGUGUCUAUAACUUCACAAUAUAACCAGUAAUAUUUGUAAAUAUUGUAUUGUAUACCUAGCUUCAUAUCUAAGAGUAUAUUUUAAGAACUAACCUGUUCGUAGUUUCAAUUCACACUUAUAAUUAAAUAUGAAAGUAUGAUGUCUGCCUGUAUGUUACGUUUUCAUGGCCAAACAGCUCUCCCAAAUGCGACACAAUAAGGUUUGGGGAUAUCUCAAACUCGUUAAACUUAUAGGCCCAAUGCAACUAUAACAGAAUUAAAGUCGGCGCCGCGAUCUAAAGCUAUACAAAAAUCACUACACCUUU